AUGGGUUCAGUAAGCAACAACACGAUCAACACGAAUGUGAAAGCGUGCUCGCCGCUCACCGGCGCCAAACGCCUGCGAGAGAUGCUAAAGGAUCCCUCCAAAGUCGUCGUGUGCCCGGGUGUCUUUGAUGGUUUCACGGCCCGCUUGGCUUUGGCUGCUGGAUAUGAUGCACUGUACAUGACAGGAGCAGGGACCUCAAUGUCUAGAUUGGGAUGGGCAGACCUGGGAAUAGCGACUCUGAAUGAUAUGAAAAGCAAUGCCGAGAUGAUCGCGUCACUCAACCCUUCGGUGCCCUUGAUUGCAGAUGCGGAUACAGGCUACGGUGGACCCAUAAUGGUAACAAGGACUGUUACCCAGUAUGCUCGUGCUGGUGUUGCCGCACUCCACAUCGAAGAUCAGGUGCAAGAGAAGAGAUGCGGCCACCUCCUCGGCAAGCAGAUCGUGGACAGGGAGAUUUACUUCAGCCGCCUUCGAGCAGCAGUUAUGGCUCGCGACCAACUUCAGUCCGACAUCGUGCUGAUUGCCCGGACGGAUUCUCGACAGACAUACGGCUUUGAUGAAGCCAUUGAACGAUUGCAAGAAGCAGUCAAAAUCGGCGUGGACGCUGUAUUCCUAGAAGCUCUUCAAACCAAAGAAGAGAUGGAAAAAGUGUGCCAGAUCAUGGGUGAAACUCCUGUGCUCUUGAAUGUGGUGCCGGGAGGCGUCACUCCAGAGUACACGAUUGAAGAAGCGAGCAAGAUGGGAUUUCGCAUCAUCAUCUACCCCGGACUCUGCAUUGGUUCGGUUCUCGAAAGCGUUGGCAAAGAGCUGAAGCUACUAAAGACAACAGGAAAGAGCUCCCCGAGGAGUUCAGCCAACGGUGUCAAGGACGCCUUCAACUUGUGUGGGCUACAGGAGUGUAUCGAGAUUGACAAAGAAGCCGGAGGGAAGGCGUACGCAACAGUGGGGAAAUAG
Molecule: messenger RNA, 954 nt
Organism: Cladophialophora psammophila CBS 110553
Lineage: Eukaryota; Fungi; Ascomycota; Eurotiomycetes; Chaetothyriales; Herpotrichiellaceae
Product: methylisocitrate lyase
Exons: 3
Coding region: 1-954 (317 amino acids)
Molecular function (GO): catalytic activity
Source: RefSeq, a predicted model, not a curated record